Molecule: messenger RNA, 2768 nt
Organism: Sphaeramia orbicularis (orbiculate cardinalfish)
Lineage: Eukaryota; Metazoa; Chordata; Actinopteri; Kurtiformes; Apogonidae
Gene: kctd9a
Product: potassium channel tetramerization domain containing 9a
Exons: 12
Coding region: 124-1293 (389 amino acids)
Biological process (GO): intracellular signal transduction; protein homooligomerization
Molecular function (GO): protein binding
Source: RefSeq, a predicted model, not a curated record
CUCGUGUUAUUGUCUGACGCAGCUAGCUAGCCAGCUUGAAUUCGGCAAGUAAGACUCAUCUGCCAAACACUGAAUUAUUGUUAAUAUAAUAUACUAAAUACUUUCAACCAAAGCGCCUAAAGAAUGAGAAGAGUUACGUUAUUUGUUAACGGAACAUCUAAAAACGGCAAGGUUGUAGCAGUGUACGGGACCUUGUCCGAUUUACUAUCAGUAGCAAGCAAUAAGUUAGGAAUCAAAGCCUCCUGUUUAUACAAUGGAAAGGGUGGUCUCAUAGACGACAUUACCCUUAUUAGAGAUGACGACGUGUUAUAUGUAUCAGAAGGAGAUCCAUUCAUUGAUCCUCAGAAUGAAGUCAAGCUUACAUCUGAGCAACCUGGAGCACAUACUGACUGGCUGACCCUUAACAUUGGUGGUCGUCUCUUCACCACCACCAGGAGCACCUUGGUCAGCAAAGAACCAGAGAGUAUGCUUGCUCAUAUGUUUCGAGAGAAAGAUGUGUGGGGAAACAAGCAGGAUGAACAUGGGGCAUAUCUAAUCGACCGCAGCCCUGAAUACUUUGAACCUAUUCUCAACUACUUGAGGCAUGGGCAGCUCAUUAUCAAUGAAGGCAUCAAUAUAAGAGGUGUCCUGGAAGAGGCUCGGUUCUUUGGGAUUGAGCAGCUUGCUGAACAGCUUGAAGUAGCAAUCAAGAACUCGCAACCACCUGAGGACCAUUCUCCCAUUUCACGAAAGGAAUUAGUUCGUUUUCUUCUGGCAACACCUACCAAGUCAGAGCUUCGCUGCCAGGGUCUUAAUUUCAGUGGGGCUGAUUUGUCCCGACUUGAUUUGCGUUACAUCAAUUUCAAGAUGGCUAAUCUCAGCCGCUGCAAUCUGGCACACGCCAAUUUAUGUUGUUCCAAUCUGGAGCGGGCUGAUCUGUCUGGAGCCAAUCUGGAUGGUGCCAACUUACAAGGAGUGAAGAUGCUCUGUUCAAAUGCUGAAGGUGCUUCUCUCAAAGGAUGCAACUUUGAAGAUCCAUCUGGACUGAAGGCAAAUCUGGAAGGUGCAAACCUGAAGGGAGUUGACAUGGAGGGUAGCCAAAUGACCGGCAUCAACCUGCGUGUGGCCACUCUCAAAAAUGCAAAGCUGAAGAACUGUAACCUGCGGGGAGCCACUUUAGCAGGGACUGAUCUGGAGAACUGUGAUCUUUCCGGCUGCGACUUACAAGAAGCCAACUUGAGAGGGUCCAAUGUAAAAGGAGCCAUUUUUGAAGAGAUGCUGACCCCCCUGCACAUGUCGCAGAGUGUCAGAUAACUCAGCAGAUGUCUGCAAAUCCAGUCUGGCCUCUUAAUUGCUUUCUUCCUCCAGCCUCUCCCAUAUUCCAGCACUAUCUGUCUCUCAUGACCUGUUCACAGAUAGUUAUAUGCACAUCCCUGGCAUUCCACUUAUAUUAUGUUAGCUUUAAAUAUCUUGCACUAGAAAUUAUCCAGGGUUGUCCAUGUAUGUUUGUAUGGUAGGAUGUUUCUAAAUGUUUAGCUGUCUGCAUGUAUCACCAAAACAAAAUAAUCUUCCUAGUGUAUGUAUAUGUGUGUGGAUGCAAUCCAUUCACUGUACUCAUAUGAUAUUUUGCAUAAUUUAUAUUCAACUCGUAUUACUUGACAUGUUAGUGGGAGUCCAAACUAGAUCGUGAGUGGUAAAGUUCAGAGCCCCGAGCUUUACUGAACGCUGCUGUAGCAGAAAUGAAAGGGGUCACUUAUCAAUAACUGUGUUCUUAAGCAUUUCUCUUAAGUAUGUAACUUAAUUUUGCUGGAUACAACCCGUUAAAAAAAAAGUAAUGCAAGCCAAAGCCAUACAACAGCACAGUCUAAAAGGCUAAAAGUGCUGUGAUUGCACCAUAAAACUAUGCGACAGGCUAGUUUUAAACUUAGCUUGGGUAUGCAAUACAUGUUUUACAGCUGUGAGGUUUUUCCGUUUCUUUGAAAUAUUGUGUUCUUAAAAGCUUUUCCUUGUUUUGUGCUCUGUGAAUCUACCUCUUGUUUUUGUUUUUUUUUUUAAUCCAGUGUGAGCGAUUCACAAUUGCAUGCAUUUGACUGUGGCGCUGCUUAUUGUAAAGGUUAUAUAUGUAACUCAUUAUCUGCAAAACACAUUAUGAGGAAAUAAUCCAAGUUUGUGCUUUAACAGAAGAUCACGUUCAGGCAAUCAGUGUUCAUGCUGUCAAGGUGCGUUCGCCUGGAGUCAUGCUUCUCGUAUAUCACUUAUUCAUGCUUCAAACUAUUUGCACAAGCAUAUGUUUAACUUGUAACAUGUUAUACCUUUUCACCAAAAACUUUGGUGUGUGUAAUCUUAUGUAGAUCAAAUCCAGUGCUUCCAAAACUUCCAAAAAAUCACGAUCAGAAUAGACCAAUGUUGUCACCUGUUUCGUCUAGGAACAGUCUCACUUUAGAUUUUACUGUCGCAUGUGUGAAAAGUUAAAUUUGUCUCGACUGGUGACAUUUCUUUAGCUGUAGCUCCAGGCUGCUCACAUUCAGUACUCUUUACUCAGUUCAAUAGUAGGUACCCAGCCUGUGAGAAUGACUGAUGAAGGCAAUCAUGUUGUGUUUUUCACCUUGAGCGUGAAAAUCUAUUGAAGAGCUAUGGUUUAUUUAUUGUAAUGCAUCUCACUGAAUGCAAAGGUUGGUUUUUGUCUGAGAUGGGGGUGUGGUGAAUCCUCCCUGUCCAUGAAUAUUGCACUCGACCGUGGAAAUAUAUUUCCAUAAAUGACUGUUAUAAAUAAACUGCUAUGAAGAAGA